This is a messenger RNA of Raphanus sativus (radish), 1783 nucleotides long. RefSeq names its product AT-hook motif nuclear-localized protein 4-like. NCBI's taxonomy places the organism in Eukaryota, Viridiplantae, Streptophyta, Magnoliopsida, Brassicales, Brassicaceae. Gene Ontology annotation, molecular function: minor groove of adenine-thymine-rich DNA binding. The record is from RefSeq and is a predicted model, not a curated record. The transcript is spliced from 5 exons. Bases 282 to 1487 code for a protein of 401 amino acids.
AAAAUCCCAUUUUAUUUUGCUGGUAAUUAUUCUCAUCUGAAAUGAAGAUUCCGCCAUGGAGAAGCUUUGAUCUUUCUCUUCACUAACUUUUACUUAGUUUCACUUUGCAAGACUUCAUCUCUCUUUUUUUUUUUACUCCUCUGAAUCUUGCGACCUCUCUGGAUCUCUUUCCUCUUUCUAUCUCUUGUCUGUACUUUUUAAAAUCAGAAGCUUGAACCUGUCGUGAUCAGCAAGAUUCGGGUGUUCUCCUUACUUGUCGGAAUCUCUCCUUACAGAAUCUAAUGGAGGAGAGAGAAGGAACGAGCAACAACAACAAUAACAACAUAACCAGUUUUGGUCUGAAACAACAUGUAGCUCCUCCUCCUCCUACUGGUGGGGUCUACCAGAUGGGCCCACCACGGUCCUUAAACCCUAUCCCUUUUCCGGCAGGACUACCCAACACCACCGCAGCAUCCGCAUCUGCCUCCGCCGUUGCUGCUACAGCCUCUGAGAACGCUGCUCCUCCUUUCAGCUUAACAAUGCCGGUGGGGAGUUCUUCUUCGGACUUGAAGAUGAAGAAGAGAGGAAGACCGAGAAAGCAAAAUCGGGACGGCUCACCCGCCGUGACUCUUUCUCCGAUGCCAAUCUCCUCCUCUGUCCCGUUGACGACUGUGUUUGCUCCUCCGCAACGAGGAAGAGGAAGAGAACGCGGUCAAACACGUGUAGAGCCGCCCAACAACAACACCAACUGGCCCAGGAAUCCUCAGAUGUUCGAGUUCAACAACAGUUCUCAUGUUGAAGGAAGUUCACAAAUUGCCGGUUCAAGUUUUACCACUCAUUUUCUCACAGUAAAUGUGGGCGAGGAUGUGACGAUGAAGAUAAUGAAAUUCUCUCAACAAGACUCUCGUGUUAUCUGUAUUCUUUCAGCAAACGGUCCCGUUUCCAGUGUUACGCUUCGUCAAUCUUUGACAUCUGCUGGUACUCUCACUUAUGAGGGUCAUUUUGAGAUUCUUUCUUUGACGGGUUCGUUUAUAACAAGCGAGACCGGAGGAAUCCGAAGCAGAGCUGGAGGGAUGAGUGUGUCUCUUUCAGGACCAGAUGGUUGUGUCUUUGGUGGUGCACUCGCUGGUCUCUUUAUAGCCGCUGGCCCUGUUCAGGUGAUGGUAGGGACUUUUGAAGCAGGUCAGGAGGAACCUCAGCAGCAGAUGCAGAAUCAAAGAAGGGAGAGACUCGGGAUCCCCACACAAGCGUCUAACAUCUCAUUCCGUGGUGGCUCAGCGGAAGAUCCGAAGGCUAGAUAUGGGCUCAACAGGCCUGUUGUUAUUCAGGCACCACCUGUGUCCCUUCCCCAUGAGCCAAACACUAACGCGGUCCAAGGUUACUACACAAACAACACUGCUAACCAAAUAAGAGAUCUCUUCACUUCUCUCCCAGGAGAAGAUGAUGAGGAUUUUGAAGGUGAAGAUGAUGAUGAAGAAUUUGGAAGCGACAGAGAGUCUGACACCUAGGUUCCAAACUGAUGAAUUGAGUGAGUGAAUCUGACAUUGAUUGCUCUUGCUCUUGACCUCCUGCUGCGUUUUUGCCUUAAAGAUUCUUCAGUGCUCUUCUCUAGAUUUUAGUUGGGUUUGUUAAACAGAGACCUCUCACUGAUGAGUUUGGGAUUCUUUGAGGAUGUAAUAUAUAGGGUUCUUUGACUUGUUUUCUUUCUGUACCCCAGUGGUUGUUGUAGAAUUUUAAUCCUCAAAAGUGUUUGUGCAACUUUCUUAUUCUCUUCAUUUUCAAAGUCAAGCGACUUUUCUUGGUU